AUGGAAUCCGAAAAAAAUAAGAGAGAUUUUAAUCCAACUCAAGAAGCUCAAACUGAAACAUCUGUUCCAUCACAACUUCCGUCAAAAGAUACACUUGUUGAAUAUUCCAAUACUUGUAAAGACACAUCUUCGGAAAAUCAAAACCGUAUUACCUCUGAUGAAGAUACACUUGAUCCAUUAAAACUUUUUUCUCAUUUAGUCUUGUUGAAUCAAUUCAAGAAACUUGAAUUAGAAGAUGAAAAGAUUGAUGCUAGAUAUUUGCUUCAUGCAAUCAAUCGUUAUAUUUUAUGGUUGAGGAUGUUGAAUGAACAAGUGGAACUCAAGAAAGAAGAUUUGCCAAUUCCACCAAUUGAUGUCUGUUAUAUUUGGCACUCUCACUGCUUGUCACCAAUCAAUUAUUAUGAAGAUACUUAUAGACUGCAUAAUAUAAAUCUUAGUUACUAUUAUAUUCCUUUAGAAAAAAUGCUUAAUGUCUGGUUGACAAAUGAUAAUUAUGAACAUAUUGACCAACAAUCCAAGGUUUUAUGGGAAAACUAUACAAAAAUGCCAUGGAUUCUUGAUCCUAAUGAUGAUUCUGAUUUUAUUCUUGUGUGUCCUUGGUGUAAUGAUUCAAAUUUUGUCAAAUGGGACAAAUAUGUUGAUUUAGUAAAAAACCCAAAUGAUGAAUCUUCAUCAAUUGUGUGCAAUAAAUGUAAAGUUAUUUUAACUCCAGACAAUUUAUCAGCUAAAAGAUUUCUGGAUGACAUUAAUGAUUGUAUUAGCCACACAGAAAAUAAAUAUACCAGUGGAACAUUGUUUAAUCAUGGAACUGGUGAAAUUGAUGCAAAAGCUGCAAGUGAUGAUAUUGAUUUGCUUUUUUCAUCAGCUGUUAUGCAAGAGGUUCCUAAAUUAAAAGAACUUUUGGAAUCAUCAAAAGACAGUUCUUUAAGUUGUAAUUGGGAAAAUAUCAGCCAAUACUUGUCAGAAUCAAUUGCCUAUCUAAAGAAAGAGAAACAAUUCAAAUUAUUAAAAAAUACCAUAGUUAAAAAAGUCAUUAUAUCUUACAAAGAUAAUAUCUUUCCAUUUGCUUUCAGCUUGUUGGAUGCAACCAACAGACAAAGAAAGUUCACUCAGAAAAUGGUGGUUGAUUACUAUUAUUGGAUUUGUAAUUAUCAAAUACAAAAUAAUGCUAUUAAAAAAUAUGAAUGUUUCAUGAAAUUGAUUGGUAAGAAUCCAUAUAAAUGUAUUGUACCAACAUUAGAUAUUGAUUUAGCAUGGCAUACACACAUGCUGAAUCCAAAAUUUUAUAAAAAAUAUACCAUGGAAAAAACCAAAAGAUUUAUCAAUCAUGAUGAUAGUAUAGAAGAUCAAGUCAUUGAUAAAUCAUUUAAAAAGACUUGCAAACUAUGGUACAAGGAAUUUGAUGAACUUUAUACCAAUAAAAUUGAACCUUAUGAUUAUUUAUUCAGUAAGACACAAAAAGUUUUUGGAAUUUUAGCAUUUCCUUUUGGUCUUUAUAUGCUUUUUGAAACUAUAAAGGCUACUGAAGUCUAUAAAAAAUCAAAAGUUGGUGGAUGUGCAAUUAGUAAUAAUACCGGAACAAGAAAAGUGGAACAAUCUGAAAGUUUCUCCAAGAGUCAUGGCAGCAGUAGUAAUGAUAAUAAUUUUAUUUUUGUUGGUUGUGGUGGUUGUGGUGGUUGUGGUGAUGGUGGUGGUGAUGGUGGUGGUGAUGGUGGUGGUGGUGGAUGUGGUGGUUGUGGCGGAUGUGGUGAUUAA
Entrophospora sp. SA101 is the source of this 1755-nucleotide messenger RNA. The record is from the annotation of a GenBank genome assembly. NCBI's taxonomy places the organism in Eukaryota, Fungi, Glomeromycota, Glomeromycetes, Entrophosporales, Entrophosporaceae.